This is a messenger RNA of Scatophagus argus, 2756 nucleotides long. RefSeq names its product nudE neurodevelopment protein 1-like 1b (gene ndel1b). The coding region runs from base 171 to 1193 and encodes 340 amino acids. The record is from RefSeq and is a predicted model, not a curated record. Gene Ontology annotation, molecular function: microtubule binding. Gene Ontology annotation, biological process: chromosome segregation; regulation of neuron projection development; mitotic centrosome separation. The transcript is spliced from 9 exons. Gene Ontology annotation, cellular component: kinetochore; kinesin complex; centrosome. NCBI's taxonomy places the organism in Eukaryota, Metazoa, Chordata, Actinopteri, Scatophagidae.
GUUCCGGGAGACGCGUUGGCAAUUUCCUAAACACGGCUCAGUCACUUUAGUAUCACCCGAGGCCAGAACAGGGUAGAGGUCGGUGAGUUGGAUAUAACACCGGCUGGAAGGCGACCUGCUGAAACAGAAGACUGCUGAGUACCGAUUUGACAUGAGCAGAGUGCCCUGAAAUGGACAAAGAGAUGAUUCCCAAAUUUUCGUCAAAGGAUGAGGAAGUUGAUUACUGGAAGUCCCAAGCCCUUAAAUAUAAGAAAAGUUGCCAAGAUGCCCAGGAGGAGCUGCAGGAGUUCCAGGAAGGGAGCCGGGAGCUGGAGGCAGAGUUGGAGGCACAGCUUGGCCAGGCCGAACACCGCCUUCGAGACCUCCAAAGCGAAAACGAGAGACUGAAGAAUGAGAUGGCCAACCUCAAGGAGAAGCUGGAGCAGCAGUAUGCCCAGAGUUAUAAACAGAUUUCUAUGCUGGAGGAUGACCUGGGCCAGACACGCAGCAUCAAGGAGCAGCUCCACAAAUACGUCCGAGAGCUCGAGCAGGCCAACGAUGACCUGGAGAGAGCCAAAAGGGCAACAAUUGUGUCUCUGGAGGACUUUGAGGGCCGUUUAAACCAGGCCAUUGAGAGAAACGCCUUCCUGGAAAGUGAGCUGGAUGAGAAGGAGUCUCUUCUAGUAUCUGUGCAGCGGCUGAAAGAUGAAGCACGAGAUCUGAGACAGGAGCUGGCAGUGCGGGAGAGGACCACAGACAGGAUGUCGGCACCCAGCUCACCCACCUUAGACAUUGACAAGAUGGAUUCAGCAGUACAGGCCUCUUUAUCCCUCCCAGCCACACCUGUAGGAAAGAGCAUAGAGCAUCCCUUCAUCAGCCCAAAAGUACUGACCAAUGGCUGUGGCAACUCAUCCCUCACUCCCUCUGCUAGAAUCUCAGCUCUUAAUAUUGUUGGUGAUCUCCUGAGGAAAGUUGGGGCUUUGGAGUCCAAACUAGCUGCCUGCAGAAACUUUGCCAAAGACCAGGCAGCAAGAAAAAAUUAUUCCAAAGACAACGGCACAGUCAUCAACAGCAACGCCACCAAGUUCUCCCAUACUCUCCAUACCACUUAUUUCGACAAAACGACUGUUAAUGGAUUGGACCCCAGCUCCUUGACCUCCAUGGCUGCAUCCAGAGCCGUGUCUCCGCCAGGCAUGCUGCCUCUGAGCGUGUGAUGCAUCCCCAUACCACGUAAACCUCUGCUAAAACUUGCAACACAUAAACAGAGAGGACACUUGAAAGACCAUUACAUUGUGUGCUAAGUGUGUGUGUGUGUGUGUGUAUGUAUGAGAGAGAAAGGAGAAAGAGAGUGUGCUUAAAAUGAAGUGUGUGUUUUUUUUUUUCCUGUUUGGGUUUGUGCAUUUUUGGACAUGAUGUGUGAAAGAGGGAGCUUGACAAUAUGAUGUUUGCAGCUCUAAAUGCAUCUGUGAGUAGGUGCAUACGUUCCUACCACAUAUUUGCAUGUGCCUAAAGCUGUACUGUGCUUGUAUGAAUGUAACUGCAAAUGCGUUGCUCCCUGGAUGUCACCUCUGAAGUGACACACCACUAUUACACUAUUAUUCUCAGUUCCUCUGAUCAUUUCAAAAGCUAUUAUCCCUGACAAAAGGUCCUUAAGAGACCACAGCUUCUUAUCUUGUCCUUCUGUAUUUUCACUUAAAUUGCACAGAUAAAAUAUUUUCAGUUUAGAAUGUAUUAUAUUUAAAAAGGGAUAUGUUCAUAUUAACUAAUUUAUCUCACAGUAUGCUUUAAAAUGCAAUGCUUAUUAUUUGCUAUUUUUUUUCUGCAUGUGUGCGUAUGUAACGUGGGGCUGUAGAGGUACAGUGGGACCUCACGUUCUUGACUGAAGUGAAUGUUGAUCAUUCAAAGCCAUGUAGUCAUAUUGCUGUCAUUCCUCGUGCUAAUGGCUACUUGCUGUAAUCCAGUUUUCUCCAUGUUAAAGCUUGGAAAUAUCAGCUGGUUCUGUCCUCUGGGUUCAACCUGCACUUAAACUGCUCCUCACGGGUUGCGCUGCAGUCGAGCGUUUUCCUCUGUGGACUUCCACUGACAUUUUGGGGGAGCAGUUUUGCCUUUUUUUUUUUUUUUUUUUUUAAAUGUUAAACAUAUAGAUUUUUUUUAAAUCUUGUGACAGGUUUAUUGACCUCAGUCUGAUGGUUGAUUCAUAAUAGAAGUAGGUGAAUUUGGCUUCAUUAAACUCUUACAAAAGGAUACUUGAAGCAAAAUAUCUGAUUCAAUGAUGUUUUUUGAAACUGUCUAACUUUGGCUGGUGUAAAUGAGUUCAUGGUCCAUUGUGACCUUUGUGUCACGCAGCACAUUUGCUGAUAUUGUCUGUUAUUUUGUGAACUUAAUAUUAAUUUGACUUGACUCUUGGAUUUUUAACAGGUUGGACAGUGUAAGUGCAUUCAUUGCAUACCCCAGAAUCUUGUCUAAAUCCAUUUUUCCCCACAUAUUUGUCUUUCCCAUAGACCUUUAUGUCACCACCACUUAAGUAGAAGCCUUUUGUAUUAAUUGGAAUUUGAUAAUACGAGAUGUUAUUUGGGCACCUUUCUGCGCCUGUUACUUGUAAACAGCUUCUAAGGAUGGAAUUUUGCCUCAUUUGUACAUAUUGACAUUUGGCAUUAAAGUCCUAUUUAUUUCAGAAUUCUUUAUGGCAUGUGCAGAUAAUGAAUGGUUAAAGCCAUUAUAUUAUGCUAUCCACUGUUUUGUCAAAAUUGUUUAAGUAAAUAAAGACUGAGACAACA